AGGUCUUCGGGUUUACUUGAAAAAAAUAAUUCGAUUUAUUGAACUGCGAACCAUCCAUCACCAAAUUUUUAUUCAACGUCGUCAGAAUGAAGCGGAAUUUGUUUGCCUUUGUCCUACCACUGUUAUCGUUGUUUUGUUUGGGAUUAGCUCACAAGGGAGAUGACCUUGUCUACGGCUACGAAUGCCAUAAUGCAAAAUGCCGCAAAGUGGAGUUAAGUGAGGAUAAUUUUGCCAAGGCAAUUAGUAUGCCAGUUUGCAGACUGUUUUGCGGCAGUGCCAUUGGCACCUUGUGGCCCAAGCCCACGGGAGAAGUGCAUGUUGAAAUGAUUAUGCGUCAGGUAGAUGUAUCAGCAAUUAAAUUCAAUGUCACAGGUAAAGGACAUAAGGAUAAACUAUGGGGACAAGUAGAAAGUAGAUGGCUAAAACUGAUUGACGCCCAAAUACCUAGCAGGAAAACUCUGAGAAGAGGUGGUUACAGCUUAUCCAUCAACAUUAACAUAGAGAAAACUGAAGUCAGCCCAAGACUCACCUUGGAGACUGAUGAAAGCUAUCAACUAAAUAUAUUUUCGGACUCCACCGGCCUGGUUAAUACCAACAUAACAGCUAUCAGUUUCUUUGGUGCUCGCCAUGGCUUGGAAACAUUGGCUCAACUGAUUGUGUAUGAUGAUAUUCGCCGGGAAGUCCAGAUUGUGGCCAAUGCGACUAUUAGCGAUGCACCGGUAUACAAUUGGCGUGGGCUAUUGUUGGACACCUCCCGUAACUACUACUCUGUGCAGGCUCUUAAGCGAACGUUAGAUGGAAUGGCUUUGGUGAAACUGAAUACUUUUCAUUUCCACAUUACUGACUCUCACAGCUUCCCGCUGCAGGUGAGCAAUCAACCAGAGCUUCACAAGCUUGGUGCCUACACCCCGCGAAAGGUAUACACGCAUGAGGAUAUAAUUGAUUUGGUAGACUAUGGUCGGAUGCGGGGCAUUCGUGUAAUGCCAGAAUUUGACGCUCCUGCACAUGUUGGAGAAGGAUGGCAGCAUAAGAAUAUGACGGCCUGCUUCAAUGCUCAACCGUGGAAAGAUUUUUGCGUAGAACCGCCAUGCGGCCAACUAAAUCCUACUGUUAAUGGCCUUUAUGAUGUUCUUGAGGAUAUUUACAGCGACAUGUUUAAACUUUUUAAGCCAGAUGUCUUUCACAUGGGCGGCGAUGAGGUUUCCGUCAAUUGUUGGAACAGCAGCGAGCAAAUCCGACAAUGGAUGCUGGAUCAGGGUUGGGGCUUAAAUACAUCCGACUUUAUGCGAUUGUGGGGACACUUUCAGACGAGGGCACUGCAAAGGGUGGAUCGCGUUUCUAAUGCGUCCACAACACCUAUAAUUUUGUGGACGAGUCACCUAACAGAGGAACCCUUCAUCGAUGAAUAUCUAGACCCCGAGCGUUACUUUAUUCAGAUUUGGACAACAGGCGUCGACCCACAGAUUAAACAAAUUUUAAAACGUGGAUUCAAGAUAAUUGUAUCUAACUACGAUGCUUUGUACUUUGACUGUGGUGGAGCUGGCUGGGUGACAAAUGGGAAUAACUGGUGCUCACCUUACAUAGGCUGGCAAAAAGUCUAUGAAAACAACCUGGAUACAAUGGCCGGAGACUAUAAGGAUCAUGUUCUUGGUGCUGAAGCUGCCAUUUGGUCUGAGCAAAUUGAUGAGCACACGCUGGAUAAUCGGUUUUGGCCAAGAGCAAGUGCUCUGGCUGAGCGGUUGUGGUCAAAUCCUUCGCAGACCUGGAAGGAAGCCGAGUCCCGUCUCCUACUCCAUCGUGAGCGGCUUGUAGAGAAUGGACUGGGGGCGGAGGCUAUGCAACCGCAAUGGUGCCUUCAGAAUGAGAAUGAGUGUCCUGUUGAUGCGUAUGAUGAACAAGUGUGAUUGGCAAUUUGGUAUCCCUUGCUUGCAGCCCUCGCCAUUAUAAAUUUUAUAAGGGCAGCAGUUAAAUAACCACUUUAAACGCGUCAGUUUGGUUGUCGCGACCAAUUUCAGUUUAAUUAGGGUUCUUUGUUUUUUUUUUUUAUAAUAUGUGUAAAUGAGAUUAAAAUACAUUAAAACGUGAUUUUGGAAAGAGCAA
Drosophila willistoni is the source of this 2100-nucleotide messenger RNA. RefSeq names its product chitooligosaccharidolytic beta-N-acetylglucosaminidase (gene Hexo1). The transcript is spliced from 4 exons. The coding region runs from base 87 to 1904 and encodes 605 amino acids. Gene Ontology annotation, molecular function: beta-N-acetylhexosaminidase activity. Gene Ontology annotation, cellular component: membrane. Gene Ontology annotation, biological process: ganglioside catabolic process; glycosaminoglycan metabolic process; carbohydrate metabolic process. The record is from RefSeq and is a predicted model, not a curated record. NCBI's taxonomy places the organism in Eukaryota, Metazoa, Arthropoda, Insecta, Diptera, Drosophilidae.